AUGAUUGUCUUUUCAAGUUCAACAGGCUGUCCUGCCAAGCCUGCCAAUGCCGGCGCGAGAGGUGAUCCGAUCAUUGGGUCUCUCACCUUUCAAAAUCUCAUUACUAUCAUCUGCUGGGCCUUUUUUGGGGUUUCUCUGCUCCUAUGGCUAGGCCUGGUUGUUCCUCACUUGCGCCAUUACAAAGCGCCUAACGAGCAACGCCAAAUCUUUCGGAUUGUCUCUACACCUCUGGUAUUUGCAGUCAUUGCCGUCAUCUCGACCCAUGUCUACGACGCCGCCGACUACCUUUCACCCUGGGCGAACCUUUACGAAGCCUACGCUCUGGCAUCUCUCUUCCUCCUCUACGUGCAAUAUGUGACACCUGACCUGCAGACGAGAGAUUCCUUCUUCCAGAAUCUUGCACAAGUCUCCAGGAAAGGAGAGGUCAUCGCUGGGGGCAGCAUUCAGUGGUUUUGGAAGACAUGGAGGACUGUCUUCUUCUAUGUCGUCAUCUACACAGCUCUCAUCAUCAUUCAGGAAAUCACCAAGGCAACUGGCGUCUACUGCAGCACUUCUUCUCAUCUGAGGUUUGCUCACGUCUGGAUUCAAAUCUUGGAGCUCAUCACAACCAUCUGGGCUGUUCUGGCGGUAGUGAAAUUCCAGCGCAGGCUCAAAGUAUAUAUGGCUGGACAUAAUGCUUUUUCCAAGCUGCUUGUAUUCAAGCUCUUUGUCCUCAUCAGCGCUUUACAGCAUUUCGUCUUCAGCAUCCUCAAAUCCAGAAUGACAGGCAACUCGCACGUCACAUAUGAUGAUCUCACCAUCGGCUUACCAGCUUUGCUCAUCUGCGUCGAGGGCGUUAUCUUCAUGGUUGGAUUCUACUUUACUUUCAAUGCGAGGGAGUACAGAUCCUGCGUGGAAGGGAAGCCGAAGACUUACCGCCCAGUGCAGGCACUUGUCGACGCACUGAAUCCGAUGGAUUUGAUGCGCGGGGUCUUCCAAGCGUUCGGAUCCUUCAGAGGGCGGAAGUGA
Fonsecaea multimorphosa CBS 102226 is the source of this 1008-nucleotide messenger RNA. RefSeq lists its product as uncharacterized. Gene Ontology annotation, molecular function: transporter activity. Gene Ontology annotation, biological process: transport. The record is from RefSeq and is a predicted model, not a curated record. NCBI's taxonomy places the organism in Eukaryota, Fungi, Ascomycota, Eurotiomycetes, Chaetothyriales, Herpotrichiellaceae. Bases 1 to 1008 code for a protein of 335 amino acids. The transcript is spliced from 4 exons.